This is a messenger RNA of Plasmodium cynomolgi strain B, 1122 nucleotides long. RefSeq lists its product as hypothetical. The record is from RefSeq and is a predicted model, not a curated record. Gene Ontology annotation, molecular function: nucleic acid binding. NCBI's taxonomy places the organism in Eukaryota, Apicomplexa, Aconoidasida, Haemosporida, Plasmodiidae. The coding region runs from base 1 to 1122 and encodes 373 amino acids. The transcript is spliced from 2 exons.
AUGGAAAAUGAAAAAAAAAAUAACCAAAAACAAAACAGCGUUGAUGAAAACGAAUUUCCAAACUCGAAAGUUUUACUAGUGUCAGUAAAAAGAACGAGGAGAUUUCUGGAGAGAACAGCAAGGGAAUUACUAGCAGGAGGAACAAGGUACAUUAUCCUCAGUGGUUUAGGUGAUGCUUUACCAUUAUGUGUCCAACUACAAUCGUCUCUUCAGUCAAAAAAUGCAGCCGUUGUUGUCAAAAUUGAAACGUCCUAUAGUUACUUUAACUCGAAUUAUUCCUAUACACCCGGCUUAAAAAUUUAUAUGGAAAAGCACCCAGAUUUUAAAGGCUCCAGAAUAUCACCAGGUUAUGUCAGCUUCCAUGACAAGACUGAUGGAUUUACUCCCAUUUUUGAUGAAAACCCUAAUGAAUAUAUUUGCUCCGUGAAUGCGGGAGAUAGUAAAUUAUAUGUAGGAGGGGAAGGUAUCAACGGAGCCUUUGCCGAUCUGUUGUCUUCGCAGAACCAGGAGGUUGAUAAGUAUGAGGAAUUGUUCAAGGAUCUCCUAAACAAAGCUGUAAAAGAGCAUGGCGAAAAAACCGAUGAGGAAAUCAAAUCGGUAAUAAACGAUAACCUGGACAAAAAAUACCCAGAUGUAAAACUAGCCCUCUGUAGAAUCCGAAGCAGCUUAAAGAAAGGUAACGACUUCACCACGGGGUCUGUCUUCAUCGUGACAUUUAAAAAGAACUUCCCACAUAAGAAAGAGAAGAACAUGGGUAUGGUAUAUGUCGUUGGACCUAAAGGAAAGAACUACAGCUCGGUCGAAGAAUUUCUAGAGGCGGUUCAUGAAACGGCAGAAAAUUUAAUGACGGCUCUAUGUGAUUACAACGGUUUGGUUAAACGUGAAGAAAUCAAACACGUAAGAAUGAACACGUGUAGAAUCUGCUUAUUUUCCGGAAGCAAAUACAAGCACUCCAAUGCUUCCAAGCUAGAUGUGGCGAAGGCUAUCUUAAACGGGUUGGCCGUUGGAUACAGACACGGACCAUCCCCCAGACUGAACUUCACCUAUGACGAAAACGUGUUUAAGGAUGCUUGGAUAGAGACCACGGGGCUGCAGGUUUUUACCCACAACGACAAGGAAUAG